This is a messenger RNA of Synchytrium microbalum, 1347 nucleotides long. RefSeq lists its product as uncharacterized. Gene Ontology annotation, cellular component: endosome; lytic vacuole. The record is from RefSeq and is a predicted model, not a curated record. Lineage: Eukaryota; Fungi; Chytridiomycota; Chytridiomycetes; Synchytriales; Synchytriaceae. Gene Ontology annotation, biological process: SNARE complex assembly. Gene Ontology annotation, molecular function: SNARE binding. The coding region runs from base 1 to 1347 and encodes 448 amino acids. The transcript has 5 exons.
AUGCAGGGCGACGAAGACGGAGGGCUAGAAUGCUAUAUAUGUGGAUCAACUCAUAAGCGCUUUCAUUGCACAGAGUGUCUACAUGACAAGAUACGAUCCCAAAAGGCAUUAUCAGAUAGCACCCAAGGAGAGAGACAACGUAUAUCCGACUCUAUAACUUCAAAGCUAUUCAAUCGACCGCAAACGGGCGCAUCAUUUGACAAGUUGUAUGAGAGCAAACAGUUACAGAUAGAAUCACUAGAGGCUGACAUUGCUAGAGCUAGAGGUUCUAUACAAUCAACACGAGACAAGUUGCAGGAGCUUCGUACGAGAAGAGAGUCUAGACGGCAAACACUAGCAAACGCUGCUGCUUCUCUAGAAUCAGGCAAAGCUAAAUCAAUUCCGAAAAAGACGUCUGAUCUUAAAGAGAGACGAGACAAUGCACAAUCGGAUUCGGAUUCACUGGUGCAAAACCGACACGACAUUAUAAGAGAACUCGUCGCGGUAUUCAGGCUACGUAAAGUCGCUGCUAGAGUUGUCGAAAAUGGUCGAAUUCCAUACUCGAAUGGUGCAACACCCGUAAAUGGCAAUAUUGCAAUGGUGCCAUCACCAUCAUCAUCGUCAACUAGUGGAUCAACAAGUCCAAUAACAGCUGCUACAGUAUUAGCUGGUAAAGCUCCUCCGCCAGAGUACAAGAUCGUAAAUGUGGCAUUCUCGUCGUACGGAGAGUGUCCACUUCAACAGCAGGAACGAUUUAAUGCUGCUAUUGGAUAUAUCAUUCACAUGACGAUUAUUCUUGCACAGUAUUUGACUAUAACGCUUCCGUAUGAAUUGGUCAAUAAGGGUAGAGACUCGUAUGCUCAAUCUCAUCAUCCUGGAUUAUCUGCUCAAAAGCCACUAUUUUAUACUCCAGAGAAUGUGGAAGAGUUUACUCAAGGACUUGCAAUGCUGAAUUUUGAUAUUGCAUACUUGUGCUUUACUCAGGGAAAACUCAUACCAUUGGAUGAAGUGCCUCAGACUUUAAAGAACCUGGCUGAAUGUUGUGAGGCUAGUAAACCAAGGAAUCUAAAUGGACGGUAUAAAACAGCAAACACAACCACCACGAACAACAGUAACGGGACUACGAAUGUUAAUAAUCACAGUAACGACACCUUCCCGCAGACCUUCCCACUAAAGUUUAGUGAAGUGCUGAGGUUUCAUCAAAAGAUUCGAAAAGAGCCCACUGCUGUUACUGCUACUUCGACAUCUAGUAGAUCUUCAGGAGGUAGUCGCCCUAGUAGUAAUAGUAAAACAAUUCGGCCUUCUGAUGAAGCUCUAGACAGGGCCUCAAUCAUUGAAGAUGACUUCGUGGUGGUUCCGAACUUCUGA